Messenger RNA from Adineta steineri, 4763 nucleotides. The record is from the annotation of a GenBank genome assembly. Lineage: Eukaryota; Metazoa; Rotifera; Eurotatoria; Adinetida; Adinetidae.
AUGUAUAUAUUUCUUCAUGAUCUUAAUCAAGCAUAUACAACAGGUCAACUACCCUUCAAUGAUGACAACACUACUUUACGUUAUCUUGAUUAUGCUGUUCUUGAACAACAAAUGUCAAUGACUGGUGCAAGUAUGUUUUGGCUUAACGCUCUGCAUGAUACCCAUCUCGAUCAAUUUUUAUCAUUACCAUAUGAUCGAUAUCGCCUCUCAAACGAACAUCGAACUAAUCAGACAACAUCUAUCUCUUUUGGUUUUGGUCAAGAUCUUUCCCAUCAUUUCCUUCUCUAUGCAUUAUCAAACAACAUCAAAUAUGAGCAUCUAGCACUUGCUAUUUACUAUGUUUAUUUAUUCAAAUUAACGAAUGGUGAAAAAGAUUUAUGUAUUGCAAUGAACAUUAAUAAUCGAUAUAGAGAUGAACUAAAAUCUAUCAUUGGGCUGUUCGAGAAUGUUAUUCCAUUACGAUGUCAACUAGAUCCUCAUUGGUCUUUUCAUUCUCUACUCGAUUAUGUUCGAGAAAUAACAACAAAUAGUAUGAAAUAUUCCUAUUUUCCUGUUCAACGUAUUCUCAAUCAACAUUCAAAUGUCCUAAAACCAGCAUUUCUUGAUAUAUCAUUUCAAUUUCUAUCAUCUAUGACAAGAAGUGACAACAAACUAAUAAUGGUUGGUGAGAGUCAACUUUCUUCCAUACCUUUCACAAUGAAUAUUACUCAUAAUAUGAUUAUAAAUAAGUAUGAUUUCUCACUUGUAAUCCAGCAUGAUCUCAAUAUCAAUCAAUUCUCAUGCACAAUCAAUGCAUCACUUGACUUAUUCAAUAGAGACACAGUGGCGAAGAUUUCGCAGCGAUUUCAUUGCAUCUUACAUCAGUUAUCUGCAUCUAUUAUUCACAGUCAAAUAAACAAACCCAUCUAUGAAUUAUCAUUAACAUUACCAAAUGAAAGAUUACUCAUGCAAUCAAUGAAUAAUACACAAGUAUUAUUUUCAUCUCCGCCCACUUGUAUUCAUCAUGAAUUUGUUUGCCAAGUAAUGAAACAUCCACAAAAACUGGCUGUUGAAUUGGAUGAACAAUCGUUGACAUAUUGUGAACUGCUUUAUUAUGUUCAAGUAUUAUCUUUAACUCUUCUUAAUGAAUAUCAUGUUGUUCCAGGUGAGGUUGUGUGUCAAUGUGUUGAGCGAAGUUUGUCAAUGGUGAUUGGUAUAAUGGGGAUUGAAAUGGCUGGUGGUGUUUAUUGUCCAUUAUCACCUCGAGAUCCACAACAUCGUUUACAUGCACUCACGCAACAAACUCAAAGUCGCCUUGUACUUGUUCAUCAUUUAACUAAGACCAAAUUCGAUCAAGAUACUGUUUCACUUGAUACUGACUCAGUAUUAACGAGCCAUGUCACUGAAUAUGUUACUGAUUUGAUUCGGCUAUCGAAAGUUAUAACAGUCUCGGGCGAUGUCGCGUACAUUAUUUUUACAAGUGGUUCUACUGGAACGCCAAAAGCAGCUCAGACUAGGCAUCGAAACUUUACAAAUUUCGUGCAUUCUAUGCAAAAUGCUGGUGUAUUAAACGAGCAUGACAUAGUGUCUCAAAUAUGUGCUCCGACAUACGAUGUACAUGUCAUGGAAAUCAUGGGUAGUUUACUUUUGUGUGCGACUGUUGUGAUGUUACAUCCAUACGGCAAUAUGGAUUUUGAGUAUUUUGCUCACACAGUGCAACAUAAGCAGAUCACAUGUCUUGCACCUGUUCCAACUUUCUUAAAUCAUUUAUGUGAUUUUUUUGCACUUUCCAGUCGAUAUUCUUGGUCAACUGUGCGAUCACUUUGCAUUGGCGGGGAGGCAUUUUCACAAAAACUCGUUGACCGCCUCAGAAGCCAUAGCAAACAUAAGUAUUACAUGCACAAUAUAUACGCACCGGCUGAAUGUACUAUUGUGUCGAUAUGUCAUCGUGUCGACACCGUAUCUAUUAAGAGCAACAUUCCUCUUGGUAGAGUUCUGGCUAAUGAACAAUACAAGAUCCUAGAUAGUUUUUUGCAACCUGCGGCGGUCGGAGAAGAAGGCGAGUUGUUCAUAGGCGGGGUGGGUAUCUUUGCUGGUUAUCUUGGAUGUGAUGACUUAACUACAAAAGCUCUUGUCGAAAUAGAUGGUCAACUAUUCUAUCGAACAGGUGAUCUUGUUACAAUGGAUAACAAUGGUCUUCUUCAUUAUCAAGGAAGAAAAGAUCAUCAAAUCAAACUACAUGGACAAAGAAUUGAACUUGGUGAAAUCGAACGAUGUUUACUUAACACUACAUCUAUUUCUAAUUGUGUUGUUGUGAAAUGGAAUGAUGAUCAUUUAGUUGCAUAUGUUCAAAGUUCUGAUAUUAAUGAGCAAGAAUUGCGUGAACAUUGUCAAUCUCAUCUUCCACCGCAUAUGAUUCCAUCUAUAUUUAUUAUACUUGAUAAAUUACCAUUGAAUCAGAAUGGAAAAGUAGACCGAAAACAACUUCCCUCACCCGAUUUUUCUUUAUCAACUUUGUUAUCGCCCGAUAAAUCUGAUACUCCUCUUAAUCAGUUCGAAGAACGUAUACACUCUAUUUGGUGUCAAGUUCUUCAUUGUAAUAAAAAUCACAUUUCUAGAACUACUAGUUUUUUUAGUAUUGGUGGUCAUUCACUGUUAUUUAUUGAACUUUAUCAUCAUUAUCAAUCAGUAUUUAACUUUGAUGCUCAUACACUUUCCAUUGCUCCAUUUCUUCAACAACCAACUAUAUUUCAACAUUCACAAUUACUUCAAACAGUUAUAGUGAAUAAUAUCAAGACAGCACCAUGGUGCACAUUACAUAUAAAUGAAGGUAUUGCCUCUUUUGCUCAAGAACGUAUCUUUCUCGAUGAACAAGUUCGUUUUUCGAGUGAUAUUGCUAUUUACAAUGAACUGCAUACUUUACAAGUUGUUCAAGGAUCAUUAUCAUUCAAUCGUUUAUUACAAGCACUACGAUGUGUUUUGAAUAAACAUAAAAUAUUACGGACAUCUCUUAUGUUAAACAAUGAUAAUAGUAAUUUAAAGCAAUGCAUUACAGAUAUACAUAAAACAUUCACAGUAACUAUGAAUCAAACAUUUGAAAAUGAAAAGGAACUUCAAAACAUUGUUUAUCAAACAACUAUUAAUCCUAAUCUCUUCCAUUUAUCUAGUGGUCAAGUUUUUCAUGUUGAAAUUCUGAAACAUCAAAUAUCAUUAAAUGAAAAUGAAAAUAAUAACAAUGAGUUCAUAACUAAUUCUGAUGUUCUCCUCAUUGCUUUUCAUCAUGCAGCAUUUGAUCGAGCAAGCCGUUCAAUCUUUUUCAAUGAUCUAUGUUUAGCUUACAAUACUAACACAAUAUCAGCAGAAAAUGAUGAAUCAUUGCAAUAUAUUGAUUACAGUAUACAUGAACGUCUAAUUGAUAUGUCAACAUCUCGUGAAUUUUGGUAUUUACAAUUAGAAGAAUACAAUUUGGAAUCUCGAUUAUUAUUACCAGCUGAUCGACAUCGCUUGUCUAAUGAUCAUCGAUCGAGUUCUGCUUCUGUCAUUCAAACCUCUUUUGACAACGAGAUUUCACAAUUAUUUUUUGACUAUGCUUCUAUACAUCACGUGACACCAUUUCAGUUAGGUCUGAGUGUAUUAUAUGCUUUUCUUUCCAAGUUAACUUAUGGUGAAAAUGAUUUAUGUUUUUCUUGUCUUAAUGCUAAUCGACACAAAACUGAACUACAAAAUAUAAUGGGAAUGUUUGUUUCGACACUACCAUAUCGUAUUCAACUUGAUCCUCAAUGGUCAUUUGAUGAACUGGUUAAAUAUGUUCAAGAAAAAUGUUUAUCAAUUCUUGAACAUUCACAUUAUCCACUUCAACAUAUUCUUGCUAAUUUACAUAUUAAUCAAUCAAAUAUUUCAUUUCUCGAAACAGUGUAUGACUUUAUAACAAUAUCGUCACACAGUGAUGAAUUAUCUUUAGAUGGAGCAAGUUUCAAGCAAUUGUCAUUUAAACAAUCUUUUGAAGUGGCUAAGUUUGGUUUUAUGAUAACAUUUAUCUAUAAUCCAAUGUUGCAAAAUAAUAGAUUAUCAUUUUGUUUAACUUGUUCACAUGAUCUGUUUGAUGAGAUUACAGUUACAAAUAUAGGUCAAAGAUUAGAAUAUUGUAUUCAACAACUUUUUUCAUCGAAAGAAACUAUGAAUCGAAUUGAUACAUGUUUUACAUCUAUAUCGAAGAUUAAUCUUAUUCUACCAGAAGAAACUCAAGAAAUGGAAGAUAUUAUCUUUUGUCGACAAUCACAUAUCAUAAACGAAGCACCAGCAUCAUUUGCACAAGUUCGUCUAUGGUAUAAUGAAUCUUUUCACUUCCCUCCCAACAGAUCACAAGUACCAAUCUACAAAAUGCCUUUUGUUUAUUCUCUCUACUCACAUCAUACUUUAUCAGUACAACGUCUUCAUCAUGCUCUUCAACUAGUCAUUACCAAACAUGAAUCCCUUCGAACAUCACUCAACUUUCAUCCACACAGCAAUCGACUCAUGCAACAAAUCAUCGAUUUCAGCCAGAAUAAUAAUAAAUUAUUUAUAUUUAUUGAAAGCACUUAUACAACACAUGAACAACUCAAUCAUAUCCUAGAUGAAGAAAAAUAUAAUCCUCAACUUUUCGAUCUUAAUCAAGGUCUUGUCUUUCGAUGUCAUCUUGUUUACUAUAAACAAAUCUCUUCACAUCAUCUUCUUUCUCACAAAGAUCUACUUAUCUUCAACUUUCAUCAUGCUUUAUUUGACUUUCCAUCGAUGAAAGUAUUUCU